Hibiscus syriacus is the source of this 2274-nucleotide messenger RNA. RefSeq names its product U-box domain-containing protein 17-like. The coding region runs from base 21 to 2183 and encodes 720 amino acids. The record is from RefSeq and is a predicted model, not a curated record. The transcript is spliced from 3 exons. Gene Ontology annotation, cellular component: cytoplasm; nucleus. Gene Ontology annotation, molecular function: protein binding; ubiquitin-protein transferase activity. Gene Ontology annotation, biological process: protein ubiquitination. Lineage: Eukaryota; Viridiplantae; Streptophyta; Magnoliopsida; Malvales; Malvaceae.
CAGCUUUUGAGAUACUAACCAUGGCCUUAGCUGCUAUAUUCUCUUCUCUAAGGAGGAGAAGAUCUCCGUCUCUCGAGGCUUUCUUGGCGCCAGUUGACUUAACCGAGGUGGCUCUUGUUCAAACCCUAGCAGCCGUCUCAUCUGAACUUAUCUCUUGCUUUGCCAACAGAGUCUUCUUCUUUCAGCGGAGGAAUUCUCGAUCUUUGAUUCGCAAGAUGGAAGUUUUCCUUGUUAUGUUGGAGUAUCUGAGGGAUUCAGGGUCAGGGUCUAUGCCAAGCUUUCCUUCAACAGCCAUUUUGUGCUUCAAGGAGCUCUAUUUGUUGCUCUACAGGUCAAAGAUACUGCUUGAUUAUUGUGCUCAAUCCAGUAAGUUGUGGCUUUUGCUUCAAAACCAUUCGAUUUCAGGCCAUUUCCAUGAUCUUAAUCAAGAAAUUUCUACCCUUUUGGAUGUUUUCCCAAUAAAUGAUGUUGGAUUGAGUGAUGAUGUCAGGGAACAGGUUGAACUGUUGCAGAAACAUGCUAGGAAGGGAAAAUUGUAUGUUGAUAAAAGUGAUGAAAAUCUAAGGCUUAGGUUCUUUUCGUUUCUUAAUGAGUUUGAGAAAGGAAGGGUACCUAAUCAUGUGGAUUUAAGAUUGUUCUUUGUGGAAAGAUUGGGAAUUAGGGAUGCCAAAAGUUGUAGGUCUGAAAUCGAGUUUUUGGAAGAGCAGAUUGUGAAUCAUGAGGGAGAUAUUGAACCUACAGCUUGUGUGCUUAAUGGAUUUGUUGCAAUUACCAGAUAUUGUAGGUUUUUGCUAUUUGGUUUUGAGGAAGAUGAGGUGAAGCUGCCUUUUGGCAAUCAGAAGAAACUGAGAAAAGGUUUGAUUACCCGGGAGAUUGCGGAUACGUUUAUAACCAUAUCUAAGGACUUCUGUUGUCCGAUAUCUUUGGACUUGAUGACGGAUCCAGUGAUAAUUUCGACAGGUCAGACUUAUGAUCGGAGCUCGAUAGUUAGGUGGAUGGAGGAAGGCCAUUUUACUUGUCCGAAGACGGGGCAAAUGCUCAUCCAUACUCGCCUUGUUCCUAAUCGAGCUUUGAAGAGCUUGAUCAUGCUGUGGUGUACUGCUCAUAAUGUCCCAUAUGAUCACGUGGAGACUGCAGAUAGAUCCACAGAGUCAUUUGCUGAAGCUUUGCCAAUCAAAGCUGCAACCGAAGCCAAUAGAGCAACAACAACGCUUCUCGUUAAACAUCUAGCCAAUGGAUCUCAGGGAGCUCAGGCUAUUGCUGCUCGUGAGAUACGCUUGUUGGCGAAAACAGGAAAGAAAAACCGUGCUUUUAUUGCAGAGGCCGGGGCAAUACCACACUUACGUAAGUUGCUGUCAUCUUCAAACCCUGUUGCCCAAGAGAAUUCUGUUACUGCAAUGCUGAACUUAUCAAUUUAUGAUAAAAACAAAAUCCGGAUUAUGGGCGAGGAUGGUUGUCUAGGAUCGAUUGUUGAAGUCUUGAGGCUGGGGCUCACAUCGGAGGCUAGGGAAAAUGCAGCAGCAACAUUGUUCAGCCUCUCAGCAGUGCAUGACUAUAAGAAGAGAAUAGCCGAUCAGGGAGGGGCAAUUGAAGCUUUAGCAGGGUUGUUGAGAGUGGGGACUCCGAGAGGGAAGAAGGAUGCUGUAACUGCUUUAUUUAAUCUGUCAACUCAUUUGGAGAAUUGUGCAAGAAUGAUCGAAGCCGGAGCUGUUACAGCACUAGUAGGAGCUUUGGUGAAUGAAGGGGUUGCGGAGGAAGCUGCGGGUGCCUUGGCCUUAAUCGUUAGGCAACCAAUCGGUGCUGAAGCUGUGGGGAAGGAAGAAAUGGCAGUGACAGGGUUAAUAACGAUGAUGAGAUGCGGAACCGCAAGAGGUAAAGAGAAUGCAGUGGCAGCACUGCUCGAGUUGUGCCGCAGUGGUGGGGCUGCUGCAACCGAAAGAGUGCUCAAGGCCCCAGCAUUGGCCGGCUUGCUUCAGACACUGUUAUUCACGGGCACAAAACGGGCAAGGAGAAAGGCUGCAUCACUUGCAAGAGUGUUUCAGAGGUGCGAGAAUGCAUCCUUGCAUUUCGGUGGACUGGGUGUCGGAUAUGCAUUUGCAGGCAACUCAGCAACUUCGAACAGGGAUUCACGAUUUGCCGAUGAUGUCUCGGUGCCUAUGUCCAUCUCUGUGCAGGUUUUGUGAAGGCAAACAUCACAAUGUCGCUUAUAUAUGUUGUCAUUUUUGUUGGUAAUAUAUUUACAAAUUCUUUCAUUGAAAUUCAGAUAAUAUGAAA